Messenger RNA from Euleptes europaea (tarantolino), 958 nucleotides. It is a transcript of the gene FN3KRP, whose product is annotated as fructosamine 3 kinase related protein. The transcript has 6 exons. The record is from RefSeq and is a predicted model, not a curated record. NCBI's taxonomy places the organism in Eukaryota, Metazoa, Chordata, Lepidosauria, Squamata, Sphaerodactylidae. Bases 9 to 938 code for a protein of 309 amino acids.
CCGGAGGGAUGGAGGCUCUUCUGCGGCGGGAGCUGGGCACCUCGGCGCUGCGGCCCGCAGGCCACUCGGGGGGCGGCUGCAUCAGCCACGGCGAGAGUUUCCACACGGACCAGGGCCGCGUCUAUGUGAAAAUCAACUCCCGCGCUGAGGCCAGAAGGAUGUUUGAUGGAGAAAUGGAAAGUUUAACAGCUAUCUUGCAAACCCAGACAGUAAAGGUUCCUAAACCUAUAAAAGUUAUUGAUUUGCCAGAGGGAGGGGCUGUUUUUGUGAUGGAACAUUUGGAGAUGAGAAGCUUGAACAGGCAUGCAGAAAAACUUGGAACACAACUGGCAGAUCUUCAUCUUCACAACCAAAAACUUGGGGAGAAGUUGAACAAAGGUGCAAGCACCAUUGGUAAAGUUGGAGAACAGACAGAUGUUCAGUUUGUAGAAAAGUUUGGGUUCCACACGGUCACUUGUUGUGGUUACCUUCCACAGGUGAAUGACUGGCAACAGGACUGGGUGACUUUCUUUGCCAGACAGAGAAUUCAGCCUCAGAUGGACAUGAUUGAAAAGAAUUCAGGAGACAAGGAGGCAAGGGAGCUUUGGGCACAGCUACAGCUGAAGAUACCCAGUUUGUUUGGUGAUAUGGAGAUAGUUCCUUCUCUUCUACAUGGGGACCUGUGGGGAGGAAAUGUGGCCGAGGAUGAUUCUGGCCCUGUUAUCUUUGAUCCUGCAUCUUUCUACGGUCACUCUGAGUAUGAGUUAGCAAUUGCAGGGAUGUUUGGUGGCUUCAGUGGUUCUUUUUAUUCUGCCUACCACAGUAAAAUCCCCAAAACGCCAGGUUUUGAGAAACGGCUCAAGUUGUACCAACUAUUCCACUACAUGAACCACUGGAAUCACUUUGGAGGAGGGUACCGAGGCUCCUCUAUAAAUAUAAUGAGAAACCUGGUGAAAUGACUUUCUACUGUGGAGUUUUA